UAAAGGCCUCUUAGCGACCAGUAGGUUGUCGAAUAGUCACAACAGAGUAAGACAUUCGUCUCCGACUCAACGAAUUGCAUUUACUGAGAAAUUACAUUGUGCAUACCAUUAUGGGUAGCUGUCUCACUGUUGGACCAAAUGAAGCCCUUGUUGUUUCAGGUGGCUGUUGCGGCUCGGACGAAAAGACCUAUGUUGUGGGUGGCUGGGCCUGGGCUUGGUGGCUAAUUUCAGACACACAAAAGAUUACAUUAGAAAUUAUGACUCUACAGCCCAAGUGUGAGGAUGUGGAGACAGCUGAGGGGGUGGCUAUCACUGUCACUGGAGUGGCCCAGGUGAAAGUCAUGACUGAUUGUGACUUGCUGGCAAUUGCUUGUGAGCAGUUUUUGGGAAAAUCCGUCAUGGAAAUUAAGGCCGUUGUCCUGCAAACCCUUGAAGGACAUUUGCGUUCGAUCCUUGGAACUCUGACUGUUGAGCAGAUCUACCAGGACAGAGACCAGUUUGCCCAGUUAGUAAGGGAGGUUGCAGCUCCAGAUGUGGGCCGAAUGGGCAUUGAGAUCCUCAGUUUCACCAUCAAAGAUGUUUAUGAUAAAUUGGAUUACCUGAGCUCUUUGGGAAAGACCCAGACGGCAGCAGUCCAGAGGGAUGCAGACAUUGGUGUGGCUGAAGCAGAGAGGGAUGCUGGAAUAAGGGAAGCUGAGUGCAAGAAAGAAAUGAUGGACGUCAAGUUCUUGGCUGACACCAAAAUGGCAGAUUCCAAAAGAGAGCUGGAGUUACAGAAAGCCGCUUUCAAUCAAGAAGUCAACACUAAGAAAGCUGAAGCUCAGCUGGCCUAUGAGCUGCAGGCAGCUAAAGAGCAACAGAAGAUUCGAUUGGAGGAGAUUGAGAUUGAAGUGGUACAGAGGAAGAAGCAGAUCACCAUAGAGGAGAAAGAGAUUGACAGGACUGAAAAAGAGCUGAUCGCUACCGUCAAACGACCCGCAGAGGCCGAGGCCUACAAGAUGCAGCAGCUAGCUGAGGGCCACAAGACGAAGAAGGUCCUGACAGCUCAGGCAGACGCAGAGAAGAUUAAGCGCAUCGGUGAGGCUGAAGCUGCUUCUAUUGAAGCGGUGGGUAAAGCGGAGGCAGAGAAGAUGAGGUUGAAAGCAGAGGCCUACCAGCAGUACGGAGACGCAGCUAAAACUGCUCUGGUCCUGGAGGCACUGCCCAAGAUUGCCGCCAAGGUGUCUGCUCCUUUGGCCAAAACCAACGAAAUUGUCAUUCUGAGUGGGGAAGGCAACCGUGUGACAGGGGAGGUGAACCGCCUUCUCGCCGAGCUCCCCGUGUCUGUGAAUGCGCUGACAGGAGUGGACCUGUCGAAGAUGCCAUUGUUGCAGAAGAUGACUGGCGCAUGAAAUCAACUGGCUUCUCUCUCCUCCGAUAUGAUUUAUGCACUCACUUAGACUGCCUUCAGAACACUUGAGAAUCUUUUCUUUUCUUUUCUUUUUUUUUUAUAAACAAAUGGAUAUUUGAAACCUCUGGUGCCUUAAUUUUUGUAGGACCAGAAUAUCUGCAUGUGUCGCUAUUCCUCCGACAUUUUUAUGUUGUUUGUUUGUUUGUUUUUAUUUUUUUCAGAAAUGUUAUUUCCUGAAAAAAAAAUAACCUUUUUAAUCAAACAAAUAUUUAUGGUGCAUAAUGUAAUUAUUAAAUCAUGCACUUCAUUUUAUGUAUAGAUGAUAUGUUUCUGUUUGCGUGUAAAUCCACUAGUACCGUAGGCCAUGUAGUGCUUUUUUUUUUUUAUUUUAACAUGUUCCAAUGAAAUCAUUACUUAUAAUCAAAAUAACAAAUCUCACAUUUUGGUCAUCACGAUUUUACUAUUAGCUGUGGUCUUUACACCCAUUACAGUAAGAGUGUUUCAUGUGAAAGCAGUCUCACUACCUUUGCUGUGUUUGAGAAUAUUCAAGGUCAUGAAAUCUUUCAUCUGGUCUCUUGUGUAACCUGAGAUUCCAGGUAAUACUAUGGCCUUACAGAUAGUUACCAGCUGCAUUUGAGGUAAGCCCGACUCUUUCCUACCUCUGAAUGCUCUCAACUACCAUUCAUCUUUCUCAGAUGAAAAGAGAAACACGCCCUAUAUGCACAGCCAGAACACUAAGCAAAUGAUUUGCUUUCUCUCACUCCUUCUGUCUUAUGUUUAGGGAAAAGCCAUGGAAAGUUGUUACUUGCUCUGUUAGUUCAAUCAGAGAACCACUUGAAAUGUAAACCUUUACAGAAUCCCAAGGAAUUAGAGUUUCAGGUAUCAGGUAAUUGUUAACUGUUAGUAAACUCUCUUUAUUCAAUUUACCAUUCCUGACCACAUAAACAUUGCUUUUAUGUAUGUAGAUGUUAGACACUAACUUUUUUCUUUCAUAUUUUAAGAGUUUUAUUUGUGUGUGUGUGUGUUUAUUUUCUCUUUUUCUAAUCAAUGUGAAAGAGUGAGGUCAUGAGAUGUUAUUGUUCUCUGCCGUACCCAAUCAGAACCUAGAUUUGUUUUUACUUGACUGGGAUGUGAGGAUUUAUUUGUACCUUUUUUAAUCAUAGUAACACUUGUAAGCCAUGAUAUGUAAAAUCUUUGCAUAGUUACUCAUAUAUGUAUCAUUCCUGUAAACACUUUCUAUUCAACUGAACCGAAAGGACACUUAUUGCGUUUUGUGUCAUCUGUCACUGUGAAAGUUGCAUUACCUCUUUGUUCUAUUGGCCCUUGGUAAGCGGACAAAGAUGCAGUAGAAGUCUAGAUAUGCUGCUGUCUGUAUUGUGUUAUGGUCUGUUGUGUUGUAAGAAGCAGAGGCUAUUUUACACCCAUUGUGGUCUUGUAGUCACAUUACUAAUGAAAAGUCUACACAGAGAAGCCAAAUAGUUGGUGGUUUAGACUUACUUAACAGAAUUAAAAAAACAUUUUUUUUAAUUUGGCUUUAUGUUUGUGAUAUGUCUCGGACAACGGCUUUUCCUUAACCCCUGUUUAAUAGGCUUUCUUACUGUCCUCACCUGUUCACUUUAAAAAGGAGGCUCUCUCUUCAGGGGCAUAGUUUUCUACUUAACUGGGGCUGUCCCUAUCACUUUACGAAAAUCUUAUUUCAACUUUCACGUCAAAUUAUGUAGGACAAAUCAGCUGGUGAAGCAAAUACAAGAUGUUUGGGAACAUAGGGAAUCUCUGGUCAUCAGUCGAAUCUCUCAGUGUAUCUUACUAUUGGCAGGAAGGUAGCCAACAGUUUAGCUGAUCUAUCCAACACGAGCUUAUUUAUCCUAUUCCUCCUGAUCAAAAACUACCAAAAGUGGUUUCCACAUGACUGACGGUGGAAAAACAGCACCUGUUAACAGGGUUCAGGUACUUUAUAUAAUAAUUAUUAAUGCAUGACACGUGUCUCCGCUUUCUAUGUUUGAAAGUAAUGACGCGUUUCAUAUUAGGAGAUCGAAGUAAGAAAAAUAGACAUUCUCACAAUUUUCUUUUUCAACCACUUAAUUGGCGUUUCAGGAAUAUUUCCUGUAUUUAUGAAGUUUGUCUCAUAACGACAUAGCCGAGCGGCAUUAUGACAGUCAUGCUAGCGAUGGCUAAUCAGCUAUCAAAAUCUAAUAAAGAUUUCAGUUUAGCGACGAAAUUUUUGCGUUUGCCCCUAAAAAGAGCUUUAACUGUGUACCGCAGGUGCCGUGGGUCGUGCCAAAACCCCGCCUAAAAUGUGUGAAAUUUAAAUUAUGCCCCUUUCUCUUUUGUUAUGUACAAUGAUGUAAUUAAAAUAAUGCUUUGUUAAAUCCCUUGAUGUUGCACACUUUGAGAAAUGAAAAAUGGCUUCAUUUAGUUAGCAGCACUGUACCCCUAACAAUAUGAAGAUUGUGUUAGUAGCUAAGGACUUAUUUUGAUCUCGAUGAGCAUAUCAGGAAAACUGCAGAUGCGCACAGGCAAAGGAAAUGCUAAAAUUUGCUUUUGCUUUUCGCCAUAAUAUUUCAGAAUGUGUCAUACAUAUAUAUAGACAUGUGAUCACCAAAUAUUCCACUGUCAGUCAAGUUAACAUUUAUUUUUAGGUUUAUGUAUCUAUACUAUGUACACAAAAAAAACAAUUGCAUGUUGACUGUGCAUGUAUCUUUUAAUGUAAUAAAUGUCAUGCCACCAUA
Molecule: messenger RNA, 4119 nt
Organism: Chanos chanos (milkfish)
Lineage: Eukaryota; Metazoa; Chordata; Actinopteri; Gonorynchiformes; Chanidae
Gene: flot2b
Product: flotillin 2b
Exons: 11
Coding region: 111-1391 (426 amino acids)
Biological process (GO): protein localization to plasma membrane; regulation of myoblast differentiation
Cellular component (GO): flotillin complex; plasma membrane; cytoplasmic vesicle
Molecular function (GO): protease binding
Source: RefSeq, a predicted model, not a curated record